This is a messenger RNA of Podarcis raffonei (Aeolian wall lizard), 2170 nucleotides long. It is a transcript of the gene TXNL1, whose product is annotated as thioredoxin like 1. The record is from RefSeq and is a predicted model, not a curated record. Lineage: Eukaryota; Metazoa; Chordata; Lepidosauria; Squamata; Lacertidae. The transcript is spliced from 8 exons. The coding region runs from base 181 to 1146 and encodes 321 amino acids.
CAAUGGCGGCUUUCGCCCGUUGGUUAAGUCUUUCAACCGGAAGUGUGAGCCGCCGACCCCUCCCCUCUCCCUCGGCGCGUGAACCUGGAUGAACUCUCAGCCGAGGGUGCCUGAGAGGAGGAGGAGGAAGGCGGAAGAAAGGGAUGGCCGGGGCCGUGUGCGCCUGCGCGGGAGCGGUGCAUGCUGGGCGCGGCCGGCCAGUCUCUCGCCCCGCCCCGCCCGCGCUCCUUUUCUUCCCGCGGUGACUUUGCACUUACCGGGCGUGUUGCCGCCGCCGCCAGGAUGGUCGGGGUGAAGGUGAUCGCCAACGACGCGGACUUUCAGAGCGAGCUCAGCGCCGCCGGCUCCCGGCUAGUCGUGGCCAAGUUCACCAUGAGGGGAUGUGGCCCAUGUUUAAGGAUAGCCCCUGCUUUCAACGCUCUGAGCAAUAAAUAUCCCCAAGCGACAUUUUUAGAAGUUGAUGUGCAUCAAUGCCAGGGAACAGCUGCAACCAAUAAUAUAUCGGCAACCCCAACAUUUCUUUUCUUCCGGAGCAAAGUGCGCAUCGACCAGUAUCAAGGUGCCGACGCUGCUGGAUUGGAAGAGAAAAUCAAACAGCACCUAGAAAAUGAUCCUGGAAAUAAUGAGGAUACCGAUAUUCCAAAAGGAUAUAUGGAUUUGAUGCCAUUCGUUAAUAAAGCUGGCUGUGAAUGCCUUAAUGAAAGUGAUGAACACGGGUUUGAUAACUGUUUACGUAAAGACUCUACCUUCCUGGAAUCAGACUGUGACGAACAGCUGCUUAUUACGGUAGCUUUUAAUCAGCCUGUCAAGCUUUAUUCUAUGAAGUUUCAAGGGCCUGAUAAUGGUCAAGGUCCAAAGUAUAUAAAAGUGUUUAUCAACCUCCCUCGAUCAAUGGAUUUUGAAGAGGCAGAAAGAAGCGAACCCACUCAGGCCCUGGAGUUAACGCCAGAUGAUAUCAAAGAAGACAGUAUUAUCCAACUCCGCUAUGUAAAGUUUCAGAAUGUUAACAGUGUAACUUUAUUUGUCCAGUCCAAUCAAGGUGAUGAGGAAACGACGAGAAUUUCAUAUUUCACAUUUAUUGGAACACCAGUCCAAGCAACAAACAUGAAUGAUUUUAAGCGGCAUUUCCCUGGCCCAAAGAAAUAAAAAUGCAGAAGAUUUCUGUUUCUUAAAUGGUCUUUCCUCACACCGCCCCUUUCCCCUGCUCCUUCCACUCAUCUAGCAUCUGCCUUCUCCUUUCCAUCGCUUGGGGCACCAUCACAUCCUGCUCUGCGACGGUUUUCCUGGGUCUCUUUGCUUUUUUUUAUCCCUCUUUCUCAUGGACUUCUCUUUGUUUUUAAUAUACCAUUUUUUAACAUAUAUAAAAAAAAUCUUCUUUUGCACACCGUUUUUGUCCCGCCCACCCCAAAAAACCAUCUCAUUCUGUUAUUAGAUGCUUCAGAAAUUCACCUGACAGCACAUUAUUUGCAGCUUUGCAUUCUCUAUUCACUGUGAGUAACGGAGUUCAAAGAGGUCUGCUGUGUUCUCAACUGCAACUCUGGUCUGGGUGACCUGUGGCUAAAGUUUUCCUGAUAGGGAUUUUUUUCCAGCUCCUGCACUUGCCUUGAAGACUCUUCAACACAAUGAGGUUUUUCUGUCUCUCAAGGUUGAGCUGCCCUCUAAUAUGUUGUAUGAAGCUGCCUCAAACAGAAUCACCAUGGGGCCUUCUUAGGCCAGUGUUGGUUGUCCGCUCUUGCACCAGCUCUCCGAGAUAAUCGUGCAGAGAAGAUCCAGGCACUGAAACGGCGAUGCUACGUGUUAACCGUGUGCUCUGUUCACAUGUGUCAUGGGCUCCCUCCAAGGCAACCUGUGCCCUACAUCCCUGCAAUCUGGACCCAUGGUUCAAUCCGCUGAGAGCCAGUUUUGCAACUGUGUGUUUUGAAAUACGAUGCAGCAGCUGGUGUGAAAACUGAAUGGGAUGGUCCAUCUUAGGGUUCACGCUGCCGCUUCAAAAAUGAUUGAGCAAUUUAGAUCUUAUCUGUGGUGGACACAUUCAAGUGAAGUAAUGAAAAAUGAGGUGGUAUCUCGGCUGGAGUAUUGCAGUGGUGAAUGCUGCCUUAUCAAUGCUGCCUUCUUAAUCUAAUGAGGAAGAGUGAGCCCAGUUCCUUGAUGAAAGAAUCCUACACUGUAC